CACAACCGCUGUCACGUGACAAAAACCCGGAAGCGCAAAUCAGUCAAUAUGUCGCAGCACGGAAUUACGAGCUAUUGAGUUCCCAUAUCUUUCUUCUUUUUUUUGUUCAUAAUUAAAAAUGCAAAAUUACGAUAAGACACCUGUGGACUCCAUGCCUGCAACCGCGCCUGGUUUCAGAGGGAAUGAAGGUUCACUUGUCUCUGUACUCAAGACGCUAUUGUUUUUCACUCUUCUGAUGAUAACUUUACCAAUCGGGCUGUAUUUUGCAUCAAAGUCUUUUCUCUUUGAAGCCUCUCUGGGAUACUCCAGCAAUGACAGCUACUUCUAUGCCGCCAUCGUUGCUGUGCUUGCUGUCCAUGUGGUUCUGGCUCUCUUCGUUUACGUUGCAUGGAAUGAGGGAUCACGCCAAUGGAGAGAGGGAAAACAGGAUUAAGCAAGACGAUAAAAACUAAAGGGAGAGAUGGGAACACGCAUAACACUCUGUCUUAUUCAUUCCUGAACUAGAGAAUCGUAAUGGAGUGACACCAUCUCUCUCUGUGUGUGUGCUUAAUUUUCUCCUGAAUGUCUCAGCCUAUCAGAGAGAAGAUGCCUGAUUUCUGGUCGAGGUCAUCUUUGGUCUGGCUGGAGGUUGUGUCAGAAGGUGUUAGAUGUUAAUCUGUGGUUUUGUGCAGGGUUAAUACAGGACGGCAUUGAAGACGCACUGUUCUCAUGAAAGUUCAUUGUUCUCGCAGUGUCAUAUUUGGACCCAUUUCAGUGGGGUCAGAGUUUUAUGCUGACAUUAUGUGUUUUAGAUCUAUGUAGCAAAUAAAUCAACGCUCCAUCUG
Molecule: messenger RNA, 824 nt
Organism: Sinocyclocheilus grahami
Lineage: Eukaryota; Metazoa; Chordata; Actinopteri; Cypriniformes; Cyprinidae
Product: vacuolar ATPase assembly integral membrane protein vma21-like
Exons: 3
Coding region: 119-433 (104 amino acids)
Biological process (GO): vacuolar proton-transporting V-type ATPase complex assembly
Cellular component (GO): endoplasmic reticulum membrane
Source: RefSeq, a predicted model, not a curated record